AUGAUGAACGGACAUACCAGUCUUAAUUCGGAUACAUCAGUAUCUCACACAUUAAAUCAAGUAAAUGGACAAUUAGAAAAUUUAUAUCAAGCUCAAACAGCCAAUGCAUCAACAAGUGUUUCAUUAAAUGCCUCAUCAAAUCAACAAUCAGCAGUCACAAAAAAACGAAUGUUUCAAGUACGUCGUACAUUUUUACUAAUCGUCACAUUCGAUGUUAUAUUUAUGGUACUUCUAUGGAUUAUCUAUAAUCAAAUUAAAAAUAUAACGAUUGAUCAAGCUUUUAUUAAUGACGUUAUUAAAUAUUCUAUUAAAACAUCUUUAUUUGACGUUGUUGGUUUAUCAGCUUUUCGUUUUAUUUUAUUAAUGAUAUCAUACGCAAUACUAAAAUGGUCACACUGGAUUUUCGUAGCUUUCACAACACUUGGUUCAACUGGUUUUAUCAUUGCUAAAACAUGUGUAUUUACCAUUUCCAAAACAGAUAAAGGUUUUACUGAUUAUGGAAUUUUGAUUGUAUCAUUUAUUUUGGCAUGGGUAGAAAUCUGGUUUUUUGAUUAUCGUGUUAUUCCUCACGAACGUCGUUUACGAGAAGCAUGUAGUGAUACAGAAGAAACAAAUACCGGUGCCCUACGCAAUUUUCGUUCGGAUUCUAAUGUAUCACAAUCAUUAUUAUGUACACCAGUGUCGGUUAUUGAAGAUUAUGAUAAUGAUGAAGAUUAUGAAAAACAAGCAGAUGAAGUUGUUGACAAAGUCUGGCGUAUAUUUAAAGAUAAUGAUUCUUGGUUACAAGAAUCUAUAAGUAGCAAUGGACUUGAUAUUGUUCUUGCUAAAAAUUAUUCAAAAUGGGGCAAAGUUUUUCGAUUAACUUCUAUCAUUCCAGGAUGUCGUGAUGAUGUUGCAGAAUUAUUAUUUGAACAUCAAGAAGAUAUGUCCAAAUGGAGUCCAACUGUCAACGAUUGUAGAAUACUCGAAGUUAUUCAUCAUGAUUUAUAUAUAACGUAUCAACUGACUAAUGAACAAGCACAAGGGAUUAUUGCUAAACGAGAUUUUGUUAAUUUAAAUACACGUCGAUUUAUUGAUGAUGUUGCUAUAUUAGCAGCACAAGCAUGUGUGUAUCCACAAAUGCCUCCUAAAGAAAAUUGCGUUCGAGGUGAAAAUGGACCAACUGCAUAUAUUAUUGAAAAGCAUAAUGAUACAAGUUGUAAAUUUACAUGGAUACUUAAUGUAGAUUUGAAAGGUUGGCUUCCUCAAUAUUUAAUUAAUACUUCUCUUGCUAAUGUUCAACUUACUCUUGUUGAAUCCCUUCGAAAUUAUUUAUCAAGAACGAUUGAAAUAUCAUCAUCUGGUUCAUCGAUAGGUGAUAUAACAACGUAA
This is a messenger RNA of Rotaria sp. Silwood2, 1371 nucleotides long. The record is from the annotation of a GenBank genome assembly. NCBI's taxonomy places the organism in Eukaryota, Metazoa, Rotifera, Eurotatoria, Philodinida, Philodinidae.